Messenger RNA from Quercus lobata, 2161 nucleotides. RefSeq names its product polygalacturonase 1 beta-like protein 3. Lineage: Eukaryota; Viridiplantae; Streptophyta; Magnoliopsida; Fagales; Fagaceae. The transcript has 2 exons. The record is from RefSeq and is a predicted model, not a curated record. The coding region runs from base 52 to 2013 and encodes 653 amino acids.
UUUCUCUCUCUGUCUGUCUGUCUUUCCUUUGCAGCCACACACACACACACAAUGGAAAGACAAAUCAAUAGGACUAGUUUUCUCAUCUUCUUCUUGUUCUUAUUACUCUCACAUUUCAAUGUUUCUCAUGCCAAGACGGCGACGACGACGAUGACGACGACAACAACAACUGAAACAGUCACACCAAUCUCUUCACUCCAAGUCCAAGCCAACCCUUUCACUCCCAAAGCAUCUCUCAUCCGCUAUUGGAACAACCACAUCUCAAACACUCUCCCAAAACCGCAAUUCCUUCUCUCCAAAGCCUCACCACUCAAUGCCCAAGACUCAGCCUUUUUCACAAACCUCGCAUCCCAAAACUCACUCUCUUCCCACUUCAACUCCUUCUGUUCCUUAGCCAAUUUGUACUGUCUUUUCGAAAAUCAAGCAACAACCCAAGUUUCUAUCCCCACCAAAGACUCAAACUUUACUGCCUACUCCAACAAACACUUCGAAAACUAUGGUUCCUCCAAGCGAACAGGGAUCGACUCGUUCAAGAACUACUCAGAUGGGUUAAACAACCUCAAUGACUCGUUCAAAAAAUACAGCAGAUCCUCAACGAGUCACAGUGAAACCUUCACAAACUACGCAAACAACGGCAAUGUAGCCGACACCAACUUCACCAGCUACGCCUCCGCAGCCACUGGUGGCUCCGGCGAGUUCAACAACUACGACAAGCUCGUCAACGUGCCCAAUCUCCAAUUCACUGUCUAUAACUCGGACUCCAAUAAUCACAAACUCACUUUCUCAACCUAUAGCGACGACACCAACUCGGGCUCUCAAGCUUUCACCAUCUACAACAAGAAUGGACACUCCACACCUAGCGAGUUCAACAAUUACGACGGCAAUUCCAACACCAUUGCUUCAACUUUCACAAGCUACGGCGAUUCAGGUAAAGGUUCAAACGACUCGUUUAAAGUGUACGGUCAAUCAGGUAAUAACCCACAUAACAAUUUCAAGAGCUAUGGCAAUGGUGGGAGCUCAGGGAUCGAUAGCUUUCAAAGCUAUAGAUAUAAAGCAAAUGUGGGUGACAAUUCUUUUCAAUCUUAUGCUAGGAAUUCAAAUUCCGGGAAAGUGAAUUUCGCAAACUAUGGGAAAUCAUUUAACCAUGGAAAUGACACAUUUAAAGAGUAUGGUAAAGGCACAGUUAAUCGUGGUACGUCAAUAGGAUUCAGAUCUUAUAGCAUGGACCGCGCAUUCAAGGAAUACGCGUUAAAGGGUGUCACAUUUUCGGAGUACAGCAAUUUCAGCACUGUGACACAGAGUACUAUUGGUUCUGUACGUGGUAGUGACAUUUCUGUAAAUAGAUGGGUGGAACCGGGCAAGUUUUUUAGGGAGUCUAUGUUGAAGCAGGGAAAUGUCAUGGUGAUGCCCGACAUUAGUGACAAAAUGCCCAAAAGGUCGUUUUUGCCCCGGGGCAUUUUGUCGAAACUACCAUUUUCGACCUUGCAUUUGUCCGAGAUUGCGGGGAUUUUCCACGCGCGGGAGGGCUCGGCUAUGGGGCGCGUGCUGGCCAACGCGCUGUCUGAGUGCGAGAGGGGUCCGAGCCAGGGUGAGACCAAGCGGUGCGUGGGCUCGGUGGAGGACAUGAUAGACUUUGCAGUCACGGUUUUAGGCCACAAUGUGGUGGUGAGGAGCACCGAAAAUGUGAGUGGGUCAAAGCAAAAUGUGACGAUUGGGUCAGUCAAAGGGAUCAACGGUGGAGAAGUGACCAAAUCGGUGUCUUGCCAUCAGAGCCUGUACCCUUACCUACUGUAUUAUUGUCACUCUGUGCCGAAAGUUAGGGUCUAUGAGGCUGACAUUCUUGACGUGGAGAGCAAGGCUAAGAUCAACCAUGGUGUUGCCAUCUGUCACCUUGACACGUCAGCAUGGGGCCCAGAGCAUGGGGCCUUCGUGGCACUGGGGUCCAGCCCAGGACAAAUUGAGGUGUGCCAUUGGAUCUUUGAGAAUGACAUGACAUGGACCAUUGCUGAUUGAUUUAUUGGGCUUCACAUUUUUAUAAAAGUUUGAUGAUAGCAUUAAUCUCAUUAGGCCUAGGUUGGUGUGAAUUGGCACUUUUUAUGUUUUGUUUUGAUGUUCUUUAAUUUAUCACUUCAAUGAUAUAGUAAUUAUAUUUGGUUGAUCA